GCUUGACCACACGAGCCUCCAUUUCCACCAUCACCACAGACGACUCCACCCCCGCCUCGGCUUUGGACAAGAACGGGGACGUUCCGCUCAUCAGCACCAGCCAGAGCUCAACCAGCCUGGGCACGACGGAGAUGCCGUUCAGAACGAUGGAAGGCACUUUGCUGAGGCGCGGCGGAGGGAUACCUUUGACCGGGACGACACUUGUUUACCCAGAAGCUGCUGGACUAAUGGGCUUGUACGGGGUGGGUGGGCAGAACUAUGUGCCACACAUAGUGAUGCCCCUCCCUGGAGGGGCGGGGCUAUAUGAAAGAGGGUGGGGCUUGGGGAAUGGGAAGGUUGGCCAAGCGAACUCUGAAAAGGCAGGCGCGGAUUCGUUGACAAAUCGUAUGGGCGAUUUCCUGCAGCACCGUCUAGCCCUGGUGACCUCUGACCCCAUGCAGCCACCAUACGACUCGCUGCAGACGUACGGAUUGGAGGGGGGUGGCUCACAGGCCACGUCUCUCAGCUCGCUCGAAAGCGAGGCCGAAAAAGAUACAGAGGGACAGAAACACAGAUUUGAGGAGUGGGGACCCAAGUUCGACAGGUUGCUUGAUAUUUUCAGGGAGCGAGCGAAAGAAAAAGAGGAUAACGAAAAACACCAGGGUGAGUGUUUAAAAGGAGAACAUCUGGAAGAGGAGGAAAUGAACAAGACAGAAGAUGAGAGUGAGACAGAAAUGAGAAAAGAGGAUGAAAAAACUGAUCUGAACGAGACACAGCGGGCCGAGGAGGAAUAGACUGAAGAAUUGGAAGCAAUGCACUAAAGAGGAAAUGGGAGUAAUGAGGGAGGAUGUGAUGUCACAUCGUGAGCUUUCAAAAGCAAUAAGUGCUGAAAGGAGCCAAUGAGCACAAUCUGGACAAAGAUAAUUUUAUAUGGACCUGCCAAAAACCAGUAUGUCAGUGUUUUAGAGGAGCAGAGAGUCUUAUGUAAGUCACUCGCGUUCAUUUGACGUCCAGCCACACACACAGUGCUUACGUUGUAAAAUACAAACGUCAUCUUUAUCUAAAUCUUUUACUUACUUCUCAGAUUUUCAAUGUGGUCUCAGACUUUUAUAGCCAGGAAUAACAUGGUGAUCAGAUGACCAGUUGUUAUGGUCUCACGAUGUGAAAAAGAUGACAGACAUUGCUUUCUUACAAUCUGCUUGAUUGAUUUAAUCAACAGUAUCUGAUUAUUUAUCAAAUAUCAGA
Molecule: messenger RNA, 1224 nt
Organism: Sinocyclocheilus anshuiensis
Lineage: Eukaryota; Metazoa; Chordata; Actinopteri; Cypriniformes; Cyprinidae
Exons: 1
Coding region: 132-773 (213 amino acids)
Biological process (GO): multicellular organism development; calcium-dependent cell-cell adhesion; cell migration
Cellular component (GO): catenin complex; adherens junction
Molecular function (GO): calcium ion binding; cadherin binding; beta-catenin binding
Source: RefSeq, a predicted model, not a curated record